CCGCCUCACAUAUAUAAGGGAGCCGCACCUCUUAGUCCACCGCCACCAGAACUCACCCAACCAUCUUCAAGACCCCCAUACCAUCCUCGCAAGAACCCUCUCGUAAUCCUCCACAAGAACCCUCUUAUAAUCCUCCUCAAGAAUCUCCCAGACCUUCCAAGGGUGUCAUCCGUCGCUUUUUCACAAAGCAUAAUAGAACCACCACCGUGAAGAUCGUGUCAUUCGUAUUGUCCACUCUGCUUCAGCUCGCCGCCAUCGACUAGUCCGUCCCCUGAUCACUCACAAUCACCAUGACGUUCAUUAAGAGCUCGACUUGUCUGUUUCUAUCCGUUCUCGCUGUGGUCAGCUGCCUGAUGAUGGGAACAAGUGGGGAGCCUGCUUGUUGCGAUGCAGUAGUGCCCAGUAGCAGCCCCUCAGGGAAAAUUGGUCUGUUUUGUUUUAGGGGAGGACUCGAUUGUGCCUUUAGUAGGCAAGUAACCACGGACUGCGAACAUUUUACCAGUGAAAGGAUUGGGCUUGAUUGCAAGUAGAUAGAGCUUCGAGAGAUAGAGAUAGAGAAUUUCUUAAUGAAAUAGCAUGUAAGGGAGCGAGUCUCUUAGUACAAUCCCGGUUUCUUCAGUGCCACCCAGUACGCGUAUCGGACUUGGGCGCUGUCAGGGCCAAAGCAGGUAGGAAGGCAAUGAAGCAACAAUAGGGACAAGGCAAGGUAGGUAUUGUAUUACCAACUGAGAUUCUAGGAUACUAUACUAUGGACCACGUAUGGUAAAUAACAAGGUAGUCUAUUGGCGUGGACUCUAGACUAACAGCUGUCCUGUUUGAGAACCCUGCCACUUAUCGUUGCUGACAUGCUGUGUGCGCUGUGUAACCUAUACACAGAAGAGUGUAUAGACAAGAGCUAUGCUUUGUUUAUUUUCUGGAGGAGGGACGACCCGAGUCCG
Messenger RNA from Gamsiella multidivaricata, 938 nucleotides. RefSeq lists its product as uncharacterized. The record is from RefSeq and is a predicted model, not a curated record. The transcript is spliced from 2 exons. The coding region runs from base 291 to 530 and encodes 79 amino acids. Lineage: Eukaryota; Fungi; Mortierellomycota; Mortierellomycetes; Mortierellales; Mortierellaceae.